UAAAGGAAAACACAGUGCCGCUGAUUACUGGAGCCAAUUCAACUGAUAACCAGGAGUAGGAAUAUUCAGAUCUCAGCACAGACUCAGCUCAUGCGGAAGCGGGGAAACAGAACUUUGCUGCUUUGAAAGAGCACGGAAAUCUUCCAGUUUUGCAAUCGUGAAUUGUUUCGUUAUCAGUGGUGAGUCUUUACAGCAUUUUUUCAGAAAGUAACAGUUUUAGCCAACUCAGGGCGAAGUCUCUACUCGAAAUAAAACGAAUGUAAAAUAUUCCCAGUUUUAUGGUACCGACCUCAGUUUGAAAUAAGCGAUAAAGUUGACGGGUUUAAAAAUGAUGACAGCUUGAUUUCAACAUGUCUUCGAAUAUUCACUGACUUUCAUUUAGUCUUGGACAGGAAGGAAGAGAAUAAUGCAACUUUCACCCAGUCAGGACCAAUUCCCCAAAAACUGUUCUCAAAUAGACUCCUUGAGGAAUCGGAGCGCGUUUCUCCAAACGAUGUAUCAGUACUUCUGCAACAAAACCUCCGGAGAGCAGAACUUCAGCGGGAGUAACACCAUCCCGGAGGACUUUUUCAUGAGCAAGGAGGAGCUGCUGCUGAAGUAUCUGGGUCCCCGGCGGUCGUCCUUCUUUGUGCCGGUCUGUUUGAUUUACCUUUGCAUCUUUGUGGUCGGCGCAUUCGGAAACGCUCUGACCUGCAUCGUUAUCGCGAAGCACAAAGUGAUGAGAACCCCUACCAAUUAUUACUUAUUCAGCCUCGCCAUUUCCGAUCUCUUGGUGCUGAUUCUGGGCAUGCCUUUGGAACUGUAUGAAAUGUGGAGGAAUUACCCGUUUCUCCUCGGUCAAGCCGGGUGUCACUUUAAAACCUUCCUUUUUGAGAUGGUUUGCUUUGCUUCAAUACUAAAUGUGACGGCCCUCAGUGUGGAGAGAUACAUCGCCGUCGUGCAUCCCCUUAAGGCAAAGUAUGUGGUGACCAGAACUCACGCCAAACGGGUCAUCUUAACGGUGUGGCUGAUCUCCCUCUGCUCAGCCAUUCCCAACACCAGCCUCCACGGCAUCUAUUAUCUGAGUACCCCGUUUGGGGAACACAUUGAGGAGUCCGCUAUCUGUAUGCUGCUAAAGCCAGCCUGGAUGUACAAUCUCGUCAUUCAGAUCACCACUGUGCUGUUUUUCGUCGUCCCUAUGAUCAUCAUUAGUAUGCUGUACUUACUGAUUGGCUUGCAACUGAAACGGGAAAAGGUCAUCUCCGACUUCAAGCCGGGAUUGGGAAACGCCAAUUAUCAAACCGCCCGCAUGGAGCAAGAGAAGGUUAGGAGGUGCCAAGUUACCAAAAUGCUCAUUGUUCUGGUGAUUGUGUUUGGAAUCUGCUGGGCACCUUUUCACACAGAUCGAUUAAUGUGGAUUCUGAUAAACAACUGGACUGAAGAACUGCACAGGUUGUAUCAGUGUGUACAUAUUGUCUCCGGUGUAUUCUUCUAUUUAAGCUCCGCAGUCAAUCCCAUUCUCUACAACCUCAUGUCAACUCGAUUCAGAGAGAUGUUUAAAGAAGUGAUGUGUAGCCGAAAAUUCCAAGGUUCCAAACCUGGAUGGUAUUCUGCCAGUGUAACCCGCAUGACAACCCGCAGCACUGCGUUGGAAUCUAGUCCCUGUAAUGGGAUACCUUUGUCUGAUAUUGAAGACUAUGAAUAA
Messenger RNA from Chiloscyllium plagiosum (whitespotted bambooshark), 1684 nucleotides. It is a transcript of the gene nmur1a, whose product is annotated as neuromedin U receptor 1a. Gene Ontology annotation, biological process: neuropeptide signaling pathway. Gene Ontology annotation, cellular component: plasma membrane. Lineage: Eukaryota; Metazoa; Chordata; Chondrichthyes; Orectolobiformes; Hemiscylliidae. The record is from RefSeq and is a predicted model, not a curated record. Gene Ontology annotation, molecular function: neuromedin U receptor activity.